UUGUAGCUACUAAAUCAUACUCCUACUCUUCUUUCUAUUGGCCGCGUUACUUCCCCAAUACGGUACCGUUUCACUCCUUCAAGAUCAGCACACUAUUCAAACCAUUCAAUCCCCCUGGACCCAUUAUUGGGACACCCUUGUUCAAACUUUACCUCUUCACUUUCUGCAACCAUUUUUUUAAUAUGAGUUUCUUCCUAUUUUUGACGCAAAUUCCUGUUCUUCCUUGUUGAUGUCACCAAGGUACCGUAUCGUCUUUUGGAUUUGAAUAUUCAAUUAUUUAUACCCUUUGGAGAGUGGUGUUGGGGGGCCCUGGAUUGAGUUUUUUAAUGCACAAGAUUUGGGGUUCCCUCAUGGGCACGCAUUUCGCGUGUUAUCAGGCUCAGAAUUGGAUUUGGAUCAAUGGGUGUGUAUAAAGUUUGGAACUUUGGUGCAAGGAGUGGUGAUUUCAGUUAAGGGGUGGUUUUGUAGUUUUCUUAAGUUUUUUGGGAUUUUGAAGGCGAUGGAUAUAACGGAAGCUUCAAUUUUGCAUCAUGUGGCGAUUGUGCUUAUUGGGAUAUGGCUCCUCUCUGCAUUCAAUUGGUGCCACCCGAUUGUUUAUUUUGUAGCUUUGAUAUAUCUUUACCUGGUUCAUGAGCGUUAUGUUACGAGGCUGCGGAAGAAGUUGCAGUUUGAGGAGAGGAAGCAAGCCAACCAAAGAAGGGUGCUUUCGGAUUCUGAAACAGUCCGGUGGUUGAACCAUGCAGUUGAAAACAUAUGGCCCAUAUGUAUGGAAAAGAUUGCCACUCAGAAUAUUUUACUCCCUAUCAUUCCGUGGUUCUUAGAGAAAUACAAACCUUGGACUGCUAAAGAAGCUGUUGUUCAGAAUCUAUACUUGGGAAGAAAUCCACCUUUGUUUACUGAAAUGAGGGUUCUUCGCCAGAGUGAUGAUGAUCACUUGGUUCUGGAGUUAGGAAUGAAUUUUCUCACGGCUGAUGAUAUGAGUGCAAUACUUGCUGUGAAACUAAGAAAAAGACUGGGCUUUGGAAUGUGGACAAAACUUCACAUUACAGGAAUGCAUAUUGAAGGGAAGGUAUUAGUUGGGAUAAAGUUUCUCCCAGCAUGGCCUUUUCUUGGCCGUUUGCGUGUAUGCUUUGUUGAACCCCCAUAUUUUCAAAUGACAGUCAAACCUAUAUUUACUCAUGGGCUUGAUGUGACUGAACUUCCAGGCAUUGCUGGGUGGCUAGAUAAGCUAGUGUCUAUUGCUUUUGAACAGACCCUUGUUGAGCCGAAUAUGCUGGUUGUUGAUAUUGAGAAAUUUGUUUCACCAGAGUCAGGGUCUUGGUUCUCUGUGGAUGAGAAGGAGCCUGUUGCUUAUGCAAAAGUUGAAGUUAUUGAAGCAUGUGACUUGAAGCCAUCAGAUCUAAAUGGAUUAGCGGAUCCUUAUGUUAAAGGUCAAAUGGGUGUAUACAGAUUCAGGACAAAGACACAAAGGAAAACACUUUCUCCAAAAUGGCACGAGGAAUUUAAAAUUCCCAUCAUAACAUGGGAGUAUAAUAAUAUACUGUCUCUUGCAGUUCGUGAUAAGGACCAUUUCUAUGAUGAUAUCCUUGGGGACUGUUCUGUGAGCAUCAAUGAUCUUAGGGAUGGGCAGAGACAUAUUAUGUGGCUGCCACUUCAGAACAUGAAAAUUGGGAGGCUGCGUUUGGCAAUAACUAUUCAUGAAGUUAAUGGAAAGGGAGUUGAUAUUACUACGUGUGACCAGGAAACAAUGGACACUGAAGAACAAAGCAACUUCUUUGAAAAUGAGACUACAGAUAAAAAUUCCUUCUCAUCUGUUACAUCUGAAAAAUCACAGAAGCUGGCAGAUAACUAUGAGCCUAUAGACAUCAAAGGGCAAAAGGAGACUGGGAUUUGGGUUCAUCAUCCAGGAAGUGAAGUUUGCCAAAAGUGGGAACCUAGGAAAGGAAAGAAUCGGCGCCUUGAUACCGAAAUUCGUGGGGAGCCUAAUGAUUCAGUUGGAAGUGGUAAUUCAACUGUAUCUGAAUCCUUCAAUGACGACAGCAGCAGUCCUGAUAAUAAUCCUGACAAGCACCGAAUGAGAACAGUUAGGAAGGGCCUGCACAAGAUUGGUUCAGUAUUCAACCGGGGUAAGAGAAGGGAGGAACUGUCGGGUUCUGUUGGAGAGGAGUUUCCAUCUCCACGUGAUAACAUUAGGUCUGUGUCUGCAAAGGGGAUGAUUGGUGUGAAGUUAGUCGUGGAUGACCACAUUUCUGGUUUUCCAACUGGUAAGCCUCAGGCAGAAGGGGGAUCACCAGAAGGGAGUGGUCCUGAGAGCCCUGCCAAGGUAAAGGAUAUGGCAAAGAAUAUUUUGAAACAUGCCGAAAAGUCAGCUCGUGGCUUGAAGCAUGUUCUUUCUUGUAAAUCAAGGAAAUCUAAAGCUGAGUCUCCAACUGUUCCAGAAAGAGAGAAGGAAUUUGACUCUUCUGAUGAUGAAUCUCUAACAAAUCUGUCUCCCAUAGAUGAAAGAACUCCAGUUAAUGCUAUGGCCCCAGGCAGCAAUGGUUCCCCUAAUUUCAUGGUGAAUGAGGUUCAAAUAGUUCCAUCUAAUAACACUAAUGUGGACAAUGAAGCCCCAAUGAAGAUCACAAAUGUAAAAGACGACCCAGAGAAGGCACGCUCCCCUGACAGGUCUAGUGAAGAAUUUGUGAAACCUGCUGUGCUGGAGCAUGAUAAAGAGGAAAUGGGAGAAAGAUAAAAGAUAUUUUAUUAGUUUGUUUCAUUGAAGAAUGUCUCAGCGAGCAUAUUUUGUCUUGCAUUUCAUUACCCGUUUGUAUAGUCUUCAAGGCGAGUGAGUGUUUCUACAGUAUUAGGCAGAUUUUGAUUGCAGUUAUAGUUUUGGUUAUUAUCGUUGCAUAAACAUGUUUGUGUUCAAGGUGCUCUAGUUUGUAAGCAUGUAAAUAACUAUACAAGUAAAAAGGAUAAAAAUUGUUAUUCUGAUUU
Cajanus cajan (pigeon pea) is the source of this 2979-nucleotide messenger RNA. It is a transcript of the gene NTMC2T6.2, whose product is annotated as Calcium-dependent lipid-binding (CaLB domain) family protein. Gene Ontology annotation, molecular function: lipid binding. Lineage: Eukaryota; Viridiplantae; Streptophyta; Magnoliopsida; Fabales; Fabaceae. The record is from RefSeq and is a predicted model, not a curated record.